This is a messenger RNA of Colossoma macropomum (tambaqui), 3912 nucleotides long. It is a transcript of the gene rab11fip1a, whose product is annotated as RAB11 family interacting protein 1 (class I) a. Gene Ontology annotation, molecular function: small GTPase binding. The transcript is spliced from 5 exons. Gene Ontology annotation, biological process: regulated exocytosis. NCBI's taxonomy places the organism in Eukaryota, Metazoa, Chordata, Actinopteri, Characiformes, Serrasalmidae. The record is from RefSeq and is a predicted model, not a curated record. Gene Ontology annotation, cellular component: intracellular membrane-bounded organelle. The coding region runs from base 780 to 3800 and encodes 1006 amino acids.
AAAGCCUAUGGGAUGCUUUACGGUGAGGUUACGAUACUUCAGCUUUAGCGAGACCUACAGCUGCUUAGUUUUGUCGGCUAACGUUAUGUACAAACGGGCAACUCAAACUAUGAAAGAACCUAUUGUUUUGUAUUCAAAGGUUCUAGCUAGAUUUACACUUUUGAAAGAAGUGUAAGUCGACUCUGCUCAGUAAUACCGGCUUCUGUGACCUUUCCCUUCGCGGAGGGUCCAGCUCCGAUCCGGCGUUAUCAGGGUUAACGCUAAAAUAACGAACGUUACGUUUGGGCUAAAAACUAGCAUCCCUAAAGCUAGCAGGCUAAUGGGUCAUAAGGCAGCUAACUACCUCACUGGAAACAAACAAAAAGUGGGUCACUGAGCUGAGGAGUAGCUUGUUUGCAGGAAUAACUGGUGGCUGCUGGGUCAAGGACGAAACUAAGCUAGCUACACAACUUCAGGUGGUGCAGUUAAAUGUAGGCAGGGCUCCUCUGGCUUUUCCCUGCCUGAAUAACUCACCUGCAUGCAUCACCUGAAGCAAACAGGCUCCACACAGCAACUCCUUCGCUAGGGGAGUGGCCUGCGUAACGCUGGUGGAAAAACUCCAACAAACGCGGUGGGAGGGAGUUGUUAGCGAGGUAACGCUAAGUUUGUGAAGACUGUCGCUGAAACAGUCUAAAGAAGCCCCGAGAAGGCUGUGGAAGUCACAUUAAACGGGCGAAACAUCUCGUUUCGUCCAGCGCACCGGCAUAUCUCUGAAGUUUGCCUCAGCUCAGGAGCAGACCAUGUCUCUAGCUGAGCAGAGUCAGCAGUGGUACCCCACCAGCGUUCAGGUAACGGUGCUUGAAGCGCGAAACCUGCGGCUCAAAGGCAAGAAUGGCACCAACGACGCGUACGCCAUCAUGCAGGUGGCCAAGGAUAAGUUCUCCACCUCGGUGGCCGAGAAAAGUGUAGCUCCCGUUUGGAAGGAAGAAGCCACCUUCGACCUGCCGCUCUUCCACCGCGGCAACGCGGACCGGUGCACUUUGGUUAUCAUCAUCAUGCACCGUGCCCUGGUGGGCCUGGAUAAGCUUUUGGGACAAGCCGUCAUCAACCUGGUGGACCUCCAAGAGAGCAAGACACGGAAAAAGACCGAUUGGUACAAGCUGGUGGAUAAGAAUGGCAAGGCAGACAAAGAGAGAGGAGAGGUUCUCCUGGAUAUCCAGUUCAUGAGAAACAACAUGACUGCCAGCAUGUUUGACCUCUCCAUGCAAGACAAGCCUCGGUCCCGCAUCUCCAAGCUCAAGGACAAGGUUCGCGGCAAGAAGAAGGAUGGCCUGUCUGACUCUGCCUCUGCCAUUGUGCCCUCUACUGUUGGUCAGGUCCUGACAGACAGUGAAGGGGAGGAUGAGGCUAAUCCAGACUCUGCGAAGGGCAAGAAGUCGUCCAAGUUGAAGUCUCUUUUUGCACCAAAGUCUAAUCUCCACAGGGGCGUAUCUCAGUCCAUGUCAACCCUCGGCACACUGCCUGAGAAGAAUAGCUCGCUAAGCAGCAGCCGAUCCUCAGGCCUCAACGGAGAGUCCCCUGAUGUGAAAAAGAAGUUCAAAUUUCUGGGCCAUAAGAGAACAAGCAGCACAGACAGCAAGGUAUCUCUGGGCCCUUUCUCACUGCUCAAUCGCUCCAAACAGAACAUCCCAGAGCAGAACAACCUAUGCAUCAAUGGCAGUCAUGUUUAUGCUGAGGAACAAGAGCCCAAGCCAAGUUUUGGAUCUACCCUCAGUCUGAGCAGCUCUGCAAAAGGCUCUGUAGAAGACUUGCGAAAAUACCACGAACGAAACGCAUCUGAUGUCUCGGCUGACUCGUUCAAAGGCCUCAGUAUUCCUACCUACAAGCCUGAGCCAGUAGAGAAAGCCUUACAUGUUCCACAGCACCCUCAAGAGGAUGAAGAGAAGAAGCACAAGAAGACAGAAGGACGCUUGCAGGAGGUUUUGGAGAGGCAGGAGGAACAGGAGAGAAUGAGGCAACAGGAGCGAGAGGAAAGAAGGAGAAAACAGGAGGAAGAAGAAAGAAAGAUAAGGUUGGAGGAAGAACAGAGGAAGCGCCAGGAGGAGGAAGAGCGUCAAAGAAAGAGGCGUGAAGAAGAGGCAAAGAGAGCGGAGGAGCAGAGGCGCCAAGAGGAGUCCAGAGUGGCUGAGAGGCUGACUUCCCUUUUUGGCCUCGGGAAGAAGAAAGAGGAGCCGAGUCCUCCAGCUGUGGUGGAUCCCAAACCUAUGGACGUACCUGCCUCCACAAACCCUUUUGAGGAAAUUCCUCUCAGCCCAGACUCCACAAAUCCUUUCUUGGUGGAGAGCCCAGCAAAGGCACAGAAGGAAGAGCGAAAUACCUUUACCCCAACACCACCUACCAAUGCCUUUCCUGGACGCACAGCCAAGGUUUCUGCAGUCAAACCAAGAUUGGCUCUCAGUCCGAAGCCUGAAACAGAUAAUACUGAUCCCCUUGUCUCCCCUGAUACCUCAGACAUCCAGCCCACUGUCCCUGGGUCUUCUUUGUCCCCAAAACCUUCUCCCUCUAGUGACCCUUUUGAGUCUUUUGCUAUGUUUUCUGAAAUUCACUCUACUCUGGCACCUCCUAAACCACAGAGAACUUUUGCAGAAUCCCCAAGAGGCAGCAUGGAAAACCUUUCAGGAGCAGAUUACACCACCAGCAUGUCUGAAAAAAAGCACAGGGCCCUCCAACCACCUAACUAUCCUGGAGGUUCAUCAAAGAAUGGAACCCACCAUCCAAAAAAUGAAGUGUCUUCACUAAACUCUCAAAGUCAAAGACCUCCACUUCCUCUCCCUGACUAUGAUGCUCUCUUUCCCAAGAAGAGACAUGGGGUCAUGACUAACACUCGUUGGGAACACAUCAUAGCAGAAGUCAACCAGAGAAAGACAGAUUCCCAUCUGAAGAAUAUUGAAGAAGAGAUGAGCGUAGAUGGUCCUAAUGAGCCUGUGCCCAAUAAAUCUGAGAUUAUAAAAGAAAGGAAUUCAUCAAGCUUUAACAAACAUCACAAGGAUUAUUUGGAGGCAUCCUCUGUCUCCAUGACAAGAAUGGAGCCCAAACAGGCUCUAAUACCACCUAAAUCAACUACAUCUGCUACAGCAAGACAGGUGCUGGAGGUUAAUUCCAAGCAAGUUCUUACCCCUGAACCAGUAUAUGCUACUGUGGAGAAGUCUAACCGUUUUGCAUCCAGAGCUUUACGUAGUGACUCUACACCAAAGGUACAGCAAGAACCUCAAGUGAAAGAGAAGAGAACCUUCAGCACUGCUGUUAGUGCUGUUGCCCAACCUUCAGAGACAAAGGAAAGGCCAACACCAGCUGCCAGAGCUGUAAAAACAUCAAAUUCGCUGGAGAAUUCUAACGCUGAGGAUGACACUACAGAGUUGCCUUCAGCCAAACCCAGGCUAAAAGUGGCAGAGAAAGAACCAGUCAUACAGGUUCAGCCAGAGCAGCCUACCACUCUAAGUUUAACAUUAUCAGAAAAAGCCCAGGUGGAAAGGAAAAAAGGUUCCAUGACACAUAAGAGCUCAUGGGAGAAUAAAGGCUUAGAGGAAAGAAUGCAGGUCCCUGUGAAUGUGUCAAAUAUAACUCAUAUUGCAAAAAAUGAGGACGUGCCAAAAGAACAGCCAGUUGCAGAUGUAUUCAAAGGUCCUGAGAAAGAACUGAUUGACUCUGACCCUUUCCCAAAUGACAAGCUGAUCUGUCUAGAUCCUUGGGCCUUACCAGAGCAAGACACGCACCAAGAUGACCUCUUCACCAGUGGCCUGAAAAAAAACCACAAAGUCUAAUGAUCUGGGAUUAACUCCUGAGGACUUUGAUAAUUUUUUUGGAUCUACUGCAUCUAAAAAUAAAGCACAUGAAUUCUUUGGGUCUGUUGCAUCCAAAGAUGAAAUGGAUCCA